GGUUUAUAUCCACCACUGGAUAACACAAACAGAGUCGAAGACAGACAGAGCAAUCCUCUAACCAAAAACGCAAAGGCAAGAGCUCCAACUCUUCCUCCCAUGGCCUCCGCACCACACCUUGCCUUCUCUCCCCUUCUUUCUCUCUCUAAAACUCCCUCUCGAAGGCCCCCAAGCUUCCUCUCUUCUACCUGCAAGCGAAAUUCGCUCAAGAUUAGAGCUACGGCCCCGGAUUUGCUGGGGGAUUUUGGAGCUAGGGAUCCUUUUCCUGCAGAAUUGGAGAGCAAUUUCUGUGAAAAUGUUCUCGGGAAUGUUAGCACAGAGCACAAGAUUUUGAUUCCCAUUGCUUCUGCUUUGUCUCUGGCGCAACAGGAGUGCGUUCCCGUUUCUCAGCUUCAGCAGCCCAUGUCAGAGGACGAUGCCAAAAAGCUGUUGUUCAAGGUUGUUGGGUGGAAAAUUGUACAUGAAGAUGGGGGUUUAAAGCUACAAGGUCUGUGGAAAGUAAGGGACACGAAAUGUGGGGAAGAACUCAUCAACAGGAUUACCAAAGCUGUUGAAUCAACUGGACACCUUCCAACUCUUCACUUGGAUGCUCCCAACCAAGUUAGAGCUGAAUUAUGGACUUCUUCAAUUGGAGGGUUGAGCAUAAAUGAUUUCAUUGUUGCGGCUAAAAUAGAUGAGGUUAAAAUAUCAGAUCUUCAGCCUAGACUGAGAGCAUGGGCGUAAAAUCUUGUAAUAUGUAAGCUAAUUUCGGUCUCGUUCAUCUGGUUUCUCUAUAAUGGCCUUAGCUUGGUUUGUUCUGUUGGGCCCUUUUGGGAAUUCAUCUCCUCUAAAGACACAUAAAUUUUGGAGCAUUUAUCACAUAGAAAAUAUAGGAUCAAGUGUACCAUUCCCGUCUGAUCUUUCCCUCCAUUUUACUGUACUUUCUAAUAGAUGAUCAUGACAUACUACUGAUGUCUCUGUACUUUUUGUCAUUUGAGUUUGAUCUUUUAGUGGGUGUUAAAAUGCUGUAUGUAAACGAGGAUGUGUCUGAUUUUAUACAUCUUAAGCAUUGAUAUUGCCAUCUUUA
Molecule: messenger RNA, 1066 nt
Organism: Sesamum indicum (sesame)
Lineage: Eukaryota; Viridiplantae; Streptophyta; Magnoliopsida; Lamiales; Pedaliaceae
Product: Transcriptional coactivator/pterin dehydratase
Biological process (GO): tetrahydrobiopterin biosynthetic process
Cellular component (GO): plastid
Molecular function (GO): 4-alpha-hydroxytetrahydrobiopterin dehydratase activity
Source: RefSeq, a predicted model, not a curated record